AAGCUGACAGGGUCUGGAACGUUCACUGUGAUGAGAACGUGUGUGUGGGUAGAUGCAGGUUCGCUAACCAGAAAUUCUUCCUACAGAACACACAACACCUAGCUGUGCUCAGCCCCUUGAACACAACUGACGGCCCCCUGUUGCCGGACCUGAAGGCCCAGCACGGUUCGGGGAUGCCCCAGCACCCUGCGGGGGACAGGCCCUUUGCCUCCAUGCCCCAGCUCACCUUCCCCAGCUCCCCGUCAGUCACCGACGCUGGCUUUGACCGCACGCCCCCCAGCCAGAGAGCAUCCCUGGGCACGCCUAUGGGCAGUAGUGCCCUGGACCCCUGCAGCAGGCCCUUGUGCGAGCCAAGGGCUGGGAAGCAAGGCCAGGGUUCAAACUCUGAGGUACGCUAUGUGUCCACGGGGCCGCCAGGCACGGCCUGUGGCUGGUGGGACUUCACGCCCGAGUGCCUGCAGGCCUUCAACACGCCGCGGGGCGUGCUGCUCUUCCUGUGCCUGGCGUCCUUCCUGCAAGGCAUGACAGUGAACGGCUUCAUCAACACCGUCAUCACCUCCAUUGAGCGGCGCUUUGAUCUGCACAGCUACCAGAGCGGCCUGGUGGCCAGCGCCUAUGACAUUGCCGCCUGCAUCUGCCUCAUUUUUGCCAGUUACUUCGGCGGCUCCGGCCACAAGCCCCACUGGCUGGGCUGGGGCGUGAUGCUUAUGGGCCUGGGCUCCUUCCUCUUCGCGCUGCCCCACUUCACCGCUGGCCACUACAAGGCGGUGGCGGCCGAGGAGGUGGCCACCUGCCAGGGCAACCGUAGCACGGCCUGCACGGACAGCACCUCGGGCCUGUCCCACUACCAUCUGGUCUUCAUGCUGGGCCAGUUCCUGCACGGUGCUGGCGCCACGCCGCUGUACACACUGGGCGUCACCUACCUGGAUGAGAACAUCAAGUCCAGCUACUCGCCUGUCUACAUUGCCAUCUUCUACACCGCGGCCAUCCUUGGCCCCGCGGCCGGCUACCUGCUGGGGGGCACCCUGCUGAACAUCUACACAGAGGUGGGCGGGCGGACGGAGCUGACCACGGAGAGCCCGCUGUGGGUCGGUGCCUGGUGGGUCGGCUUCCUGGGUGCCGGGGCCGCUGCCUUCCUCACUGCCAUCCCCAUCCUCGGCUACCCGCGGCAGCUGCCAGGUACCCAGCGCUACGUGGUCGUGAGAGCGUCGGAGACCCGCCAGCUCAAGGACGGCGGCCCCGGGACCACAGCCAACCCUGACUUCGGGAAAACCUUGCGGGACUUGCCUCUCUCCAUCUGGAUCCUCCUGAAGAAUCCCACGUUCAUCCUGCUCUGCCUGGCCGGGGCCACGGAGGCCACACUUAUCACCGGCAUGUCGACGUUUGGCCCCAAGUUCUUCGAGUCCCAGUUCAGCCUCAGCGCCUCAGAAGCGGCCACUUUGUUUGGGUACCUGGUGGUGCCGGCAGGAGGAGGCGGAACCUUCCUGGGCGGCUUCCUGGUGAACAAGUUCAAGCUGCAUGGCUCAGCCAUAGUCAAGUUCUGCCUGCUCUGCACCCUGACCAGCUUCCUGGCCUUCUUCAUCUUCUUCCUGCACUGCCCUAAUGUGCCCAUGGCCGGCGUGACAGCCACCUACAGUGGGAAUCCCCUGCCCGAGGGCCGCCUGCAGCUGACGGCUGCCUGCAAUGCCUUCUGUGACUGCUGGCCGGAGCACUAUGACCGUGUGUGCGGCUCCAACGGCGUCAUGUACUACUCACCCUGCCACGCGGGGUGCCUGGCGGCAGCCACCACGGACCCCAGUGGCCGGAAGGUGUACCAAGACUGUAGCUGUAUCUCUCAGAAUUUUUCCUCUGGCUUUGGCCAUGCUACCACAGGAAAAUGCGCCUCGGCCUGUCAGACAAAGCCCCUCCUUCUGGUUUUCAUAUUCGUUGUAAUUAUCUUUACAUUCCUCAGCAGCGUUCCCGCGCUAACGGCAACCUUACGAUGUGUGUGCGACCGGCAGAGGUCCUUCGCACUGGGCAUCCAGUGGAUCGUCGUUAGAACUCUAGGGGCCAUCCCGGGACCCAUCACCUUUGGCUGGGUGAUUGACAAGGCAUGCCUGCUCUGGCAGGACCAGUGUGGCGUCCAGGGCUCCUGCUUCGUGUACCAGAACGCCGCCAUGAGCCGAUACAUACUCAUCACUGGGCUCCUGUACAAGGUGCUCGGCUCCCUCUUCUUCACAGCGGCCUGCUUCCUGUACAAGACCCGGUCGGCGUCUUCCGACGGCCUAGAAGCUUCUCUGCCCAGUCAGUCCUCAGCCUCCGACAACCCCACGGACCCUCAAGAUGACUCCUCUGCCCUCCAGCGCCAGAGUGAUGUCCUACCCCCACCUCCGGGACCGGCCAGCGCGGAGCCCGCUGUGCAGCAGGAGCGGGACGGACCCCGAACCUGUGCCGCCUGGUGA
This is a messenger RNA of Trichechus manatus latirostris (Florida manatee), 2441 nucleotides long. It is a transcript of the gene SLCO4A1, whose product is annotated as solute carrier organic anion transporter family member 4A1. The coding region runs from base 174 to 2441 and encodes 755 amino acids. Gene Ontology annotation, biological process: sodium-independent organic anion transport; transmembrane transport. NCBI's taxonomy places the organism in Eukaryota, Metazoa, Chordata, Mammalia, Sirenia, Trichechidae. The transcript is spliced from 11 exons. The record is from RefSeq and is a predicted model, not a curated record. Gene Ontology annotation, molecular function: thyroid hormone transmembrane transporter activity; protein binding. Gene Ontology annotation, cellular component: plasma membrane.